AUGAUUGCCCUGGAUUUGCCGCAUCCAGUGGUAAAUGUGAAGGGCAGGGAGGUAUCCAUAAUGUUACCCGGGGAUCUGGAAGGGAUUGAGUCCAUAUAUUUUCAAGCCGAGUUGGUUGACAAAGAGUGCGAUAACAAUGCAUAUUCGUUCGCAAAUGAGAGCCCAUGGAGUGCAAAGAUUGAGUUACAAAGUACCAUUGAGCCCAAUGCCAAACUAAGAAUUCAAACUGUGGUGGAGAGAAAAAAUAGGAUUGCAACUCAGUUUUCGGAGUAUAAAAUCAACGAUAAUGGAAUUGGCCAGUUACUUGAUGGGUCUAGAUUAACCUCAAGUACUGACCUCAUAGAAAUGGCCGCCAAAUGCAAGCCUGCUAAGAUAAAUUCUUCAGAAACGUUAUCAGAAUGUUCUCAUAGAAGUGGAUUCUCCAGCGGGGACUUGCUCUUCGAAGACAACUUUGAGAACGAUCAGAAGCUCACGGAUAACUGGAUACACGAGGUUAGGUAUCGCAAUACUGGCGGGAAAAACCAGGAAUUUGUUUCCUUUGUGGACGAUCCUGACAAUUCGAAUAUAACCAACAACAAUUUGCACAUAUCAAUCACCAAAGAUGAGCGCAGUAAGAUUCUUCUGGGCUGCACCAGCAAAAAGGAGGGUCUGGCCAAAAGAAAAGAGUGUGGUAGGGGGUCAAGAAGAUCGAAACGGGAGCCUUGGGUCUCCAAGACAUUCAGAUCCUCCAAUAUGCACACGGACUUCACCUUUAAAUAUGGGCGAGUUGAGAUCAGAGCUAAAAUGCCCAAGGGCGAUUGGUUAUUUCCAAACAUUCUUCUGGUGCCCAAUAUGGAUAAGUCUGAUGAUGAUUUUUUCGAUCAUAUUCGCUUGUACGCCAGGGGCAAUUAUGUUCUGCAGGACAAACACCAGUCUGCCCUCGACGGAAGUUCUCUUCAGGAAUGA
This is a messenger RNA of Drosophila sechellia, 945 nucleotides long. RefSeq names its product gram-negative bacteria-binding protein 2-like. Gene Ontology annotation, biological process: carbohydrate metabolic process. The record is from RefSeq and is a predicted model, not a curated record. The transcript has 3 exons. NCBI's taxonomy places the organism in Eukaryota, Metazoa, Arthropoda, Insecta, Diptera, Drosophilidae. Gene Ontology annotation, molecular function: hydrolase activity, hydrolyzing O-glycosyl compounds. Bases 1 to 945 code for a protein of 314 amino acids.